AUGCAGGCGGCAAGGCUCAAGGCUGAAUCGCAAGGUCGGAAAGCAAAGCUUGCCAACUCAUAUCAUGAGCUACUGGAAGAGUUCUCGUCGAAAGACCUCCGAUCAGUGGGAAAUUACACACUUGGGCGUCUGAUCGGGAAGGGAUCCUUUGGGAAGGUCUAUCUAGCAACGCACAAGCUCACCAAUGGUUCCAAAGUUGUUCUCAAAUCUGCCAACAAGGAUGACUCAAAUCUCGCCCGCGAGAUCCAUCACCACCGACAAUUUAUCCAUCCUCAUAUUGCGCGGCUUUACGAAGUCAUUGUGACGGAGAAUCUGGUGUGGCUUGUAUUGGAAUACUGCCCAGGUGACGAGUUAUACAAUUACCUCUUGAACCAUGGAGCUUUACCAGUGGAGAAAGUCCAGAAGAUCUUCACUCAGCUGGUUGGCGCAGUGAGUUACGUUCAUAACUCGCAGUGCGUUCACCGGGACCUAAAGCUCGAAAACAUCCUCCUGGACAAGAACGAGAAUGUUAAGCUUUGCGACUUUGGAUUCACCCGCGAAUAUGAAGGAAAGGCCAGCUAUUUGCAGACUUUUUGCGGUACGAUAUGUUACUCUGCACCCGAGAUGCUAAAGGCAGAAAAGUAUGCAGGUGAGAAAGUUGAUGUUUGGAGCCUGGGGGUCAUUCUCUAUGCCCUUCUCAGCGGCGAGUUACCUUUCGACGAAGACGACGACAACGCUACGAGAACCAAGAUUUUGACCACAGAACCCAAGUGGCCAGACCACUUUACACCAGAUGCUCGAGCUUUGUUAGGCUCACUACUUUCCAAACGACCUCUACUUCGUCCAGCUUUGCCGGAUAUUCUGGCACAUCCUUUCUUGGCGGACAACGCACCUGCUCAGCAAGUCAUCUUGAAGCUUCAGCAACCACCACCUUUCACCACACCUCUGGAAAAAGAGACUUUAGAACGUAUGCGCAGCGCGGGGGUGGACAUAGAUCAAGUAAUCGAAAAUGUCCUCGCACGGCGGUGUGAUCCUCUAGCAGGCUGGUGGACACUUCUCAUAGAGAAAGAGCAGCGCAAGGCAGCUCGGCGAGAACGCAAGCGGAAAGAAAGAGACGCAGAAAAUCGGGCCUCACGGAGACUUAGUGGUGCAAGCAGUCGUCUUGAGCGGAUGGCCCCGAUUCUAACAGGUGUUGACGAAGAAGGACAAGAACUCAAGCUUAGUGAUCCACCAAGGAGCAGGGGGCGGAAGGAAAGGCGGAGUGCACAUUAUCCAGAACUCGUUCUUACGGGUCUUCCUGGAGUGCCGGAGACUUCUAAGCUAGAUUCCCCAGAUGCCCCUCCGCCUAUCGAGAAGGAUUCCAUACGUUCAGCAAGCUCUUCCCGCCAUCGUCGUCCAAUACCACCACCCAAAGAAGGUGUUCUGAGAAGUGCAAGAUCUCGUGGGAGUACGUUACAGCUGGUCACAUCAAAUCAUGAUCUUUUAGCCCCACCAGCAAACGGAAAUUCACUAAGGCCACCAAGGCGGAAGCAUCAACAUGCUUUUAUAAACCAGCUUGCUAACUGGAAACAUUGGCUCCUGGACUCGGCAAAACGUGCCAAGUCACCUGGAAAGAGAAUGACGAGAUCGACUCCUGAUCUUCUCCAAAAGUCAACAAACAGUUCAAGAGCAGGGGCAAAGGACCAAAGCCCACGGCCUGCAACCUCAAAGACACCUCCCGCCGCAAGGCCAGCUUUAGUACCGGGAACCCAAUCGCAUCCACCGAUUGCACGGAUAUAUACAACUCCAAAUAACAAGCGCCAUUCUCUCUCUCCAUCGCCGUUGACGCCUCGUUCCACCUUCCGAAGGUCCAGUACAGGUCUCCGAGGACGCAAAUCCACGUCUUCGUCCGUCUCCUCGAUUCGCAGCAUUCAUCACCACCAUUACACCCACUCCAAGGCCUCAUCUACAUCCUCCAAUGGCUCUGGCUCUAUCUCAAUGAGCAAAGGCCCUUUACCAACUCGAAGUCCGCACCACUCUGUUAAAGUUCUCCCGGCAACACCGACCACAGGCAGCUUCCCAUCCAACAUUCGUGUGGUCCGUCAACCUCCCAUAUCUAAUUUCAACGAAAGCCCCUGGGGCAACUCUAAUCAUGGAUUCGGAUCGAACAAUACCAGCGGCCUAGUUUUUGCCAAGCGAAAAAAGAAUAUCUUCAAAGGCCCCAUGCUGAACACCUCAUCACCAAGUCCAGCGGGAAGUGGCAGUGGCCACGCCAGAACAGGCAGCAAUAGUCGCAGUGCUAGCAUAGUCGGCAAGCGAAGUGGUGAAAUCAUCGAAGAAGAAGACGAAGAUGAAGUCGAGGAGGUUGAAGCUUUCAGUCCCAUCACAGGACCAGGAGAGGUCGAGGAGGUCUUUCCUGCUGGAGAAACGCCGGGGAAUAAGGAGCCUUUGAAGUUCAACUAA
Cadophora gregata is the source of this 2421-nucleotide messenger RNA. RefSeq lists its product as uncharacterized. Lineage: Eukaryota; Fungi; Ascomycota; Leotiomycetes; Helotiales; Ploettnerulaceae. Gene Ontology annotation, molecular function: protein serine/threonine kinase activity; ATP binding. Gene Ontology annotation, biological process: protein phosphorylation; intracellular signal transduction. The transcript is spliced from 5 exons. Bases 1 to 2421 code for a protein of 806 amino acids. The record is from RefSeq and is a predicted model, not a curated record. Gene Ontology annotation, cellular component: cytoplasm.